CAUGCAUAAAACAUCAGCAAAACAUGAGUCGCUGAUGCAUCCUCCAGUGGUCUUGGGAGCAUAAAAGCUAUCAGAAUAAACAUCAGACGAAGAGAAAUGAAGAGCCUGAAACUGCAAGUGCUGUGGGUUCUGUUGCUGAACAGCCUCAUCGGAGGGGCGCCGUAUGACAGGUACAAAGUGUUGCGUGUGGGUUUCCCGCGCAGAGCAGAUGACGGCGAGCGGCUGCAGCGUCUGGUGGCGGAGACUGCCGGAGCGGAGGUGUGGAGAAGGUCUGUCGAGGGCGCCCAGGAGGUGUGGGAGGUGCUCGUCCCGCCUUCGGGAGGCUCGAGAUUCGCCUCGGAUCUCAGCCAGGGACACUACUCCCUGAGUGUUAAGAUCGAGGAUGUGCAGAAAUUACUGGACGAGCAGGAGAGCGAGCGAGUCGCCCUGCGCCGGCACAGAACCUCCUCUGCUUUCAGUCACUCGAAUUACAAUGACCUUCAAGACAUCUAUGGAAUUCUGGACAAGCUGGAAAGUGAAAAUCCUCUUGUGAGCACCUACGUGGCUGGUACAUCUCUCGAGGGCAGGCUUAUUCGCGUGGCGCAGGUGUCGGUCGGCGGAGAUAGAACCAGACAGGUUGUGUGGAUAGACUGUGGCAUCCACGCCCGGGAAUGGAUCUCGCCAGCAACGUGUCAGUGGGUACUGGAUCAGCUGACGAGCGGGUAUAAUGCAGACCCAGCCAUCACAGAGCUGCUCGACGCCUAUGACUUCCACAUCCUGCCAGUGGUCAACCCUGAUGGCUACGCUUUUUCGUGGGAAGAGGACAGGCUCUGGCGAAAGAACCGUCAUCCCUACAAUGAGACAUGUGUUGGCGUGGACCUUAAUAGAAAUUUUGACUCUCACUUUGGUGGCAUUGGAUCAUCCAAUAUCCACUGCUUGCCCAUCUACCAUGGUGAGAUGGCAUUCUCUGAGCUGGAGACACAGGCUGUGAGGGACUCCCUUACCAGUCUUAAGGGCAGACUUAAGGCUUACUUUGCCCUCCACUCAUUCUCCCAGAAGUGGAUGUUCCCAUAUGGGUACAACUUUGAGAAACCCGAGAACUAUGACGAACUGUUACGGGUUGCCAGUAUUGGAGCAGAAGCCCUGUUUGCUGUGAAUGGUACAGAGUACUCGGUCGGAAGUCAGGCUAUCACCAUUUAUCCCAAUGCAGGCACAGCAGUGGACUGGGUGUACGAUUCCCUGGGUGUGUCUUACACUUACAUAAUAGAGCUGCCAGACAAGGGAGACUAUGGAUUUCUACUUCCCCCAAGUUUUAUUGUCCCAGUUGGGCAAGAAACAUGGGCUGGCAUAAUGGCAGCCAUCAAAGCUAUGUAGUUCGGCUUUCAAGGACAAUUAAUAUGUAUGUAAAUUUUGAUAUCAAAACAAUUUAGAAACUAUUGGCAUUAUUGAGGAUUAAAUUAUUCAUUGCACAGAACGUUGUUUCAUUGCAAUAAACCUGGAAAGUGUAAA
Messenger RNA from Penaeus vannamei (Pacific white shrimp), 1488 nucleotides. RefSeq names its product carboxypeptidase B. The record is from RefSeq and is a predicted model, not a curated record. NCBI's taxonomy places the organism in Eukaryota, Metazoa, Arthropoda, Malacostraca, Decapoda, Penaeidae. Gene Ontology annotation, biological process: proteolysis. Gene Ontology annotation, molecular function: metallocarboxypeptidase activity; zinc ion binding.